Equus quagga is the source of this 3425-nucleotide messenger RNA. RefSeq names its product platelet and endothelial cell adhesion molecule 1 (gene PECAM1). Bases 202 to 2418 code for a protein of 738 amino acids. The transcript has 16 exons. Gene Ontology annotation, molecular function: transmembrane signaling receptor activity. Gene Ontology annotation, biological process: cell surface receptor signaling pathway. The record is from RefSeq and is a predicted model, not a curated record. NCBI's taxonomy places the organism in Eukaryota, Metazoa, Chordata, Mammalia, Perissodactyla, Equidae.
UUGUUCCCAGUUUCCAGCAAUGGCCGCCAUUACCUGAUCAGUGCCACAGCCAGUCUCUCUGCAGCGCCCGGAGAAGUUACCAGAGUGGUCUCUCUGCUUUUCACAGCGCGGGUUUCUCAUCUGUGGCACGUGGAAAGCAUCUUCUGCCCCAGGGGCAUGGCCCGAAUGCAGAACUAACUGUGUGAAGACGUCUCUCUCAGGAUGCAUCAGGGGUGGGCCCGAGAGGGCAAGAUGUGGCUCAGAGUCCUGCUGACACUUCUGCUCUGUUCAAGCCUUGAGGGUCAAGAAAACUCUUUCACCAUCAACAGCAUCUACAUGAAGAUCCUGCCAAGGGACACGGUGCAAAAUGGGGAGAACCUGACCCUGCAGUGCAUCGUGGAUGUCAGCACCACCUCACGAGUCAAGCCUAAGCACUUGCUGCUGUUCUAUAAGGAUGAUGUGCUAUUUUACAACGUCUCCUCCAUCGAGAACACAGAGAGUUAUGUUAUUCCCCAAGCCCGAGUCUAUAACGCAGGGAUCUACAAAUGCAGUGUGAUUCUAAACAACAAGCAGAAAACCACUGCAGAGUCCCAAGUGUUGGUAAAAGGAGUGCCCCGUCCCAGAGUGACGCUGGACAAGAAGGAGACCAUAGAAGGCGGGACCGUGACGGUCAACUGUUCUGUCCCAGAGGAAAGGGCCCCAAUACAUUUCACCAUUGAAAAACACGACCUAGACACAAAAGGUUUCCGGCAAAAAAGAGAAAAAACUUCACAGAAGCAGAAUUUUGUGACGCUGGAAUUUACAGUUGAGGAACAGGACCGACUUUUAUCAUUCCAUUGUCAAGCUAGCAUCGUUUCUGGGAACCGUGUGGAGACCUCUGAAUCCAGCAAGAGUGAACUGGUCACAGUGACAGAAUCCUUCUCUAUGCCCAAAUUCAAUGUGAGCCCCCAGGGAAAGAUCACAGAAGGAGAACAGCUCCGCAUUGUGUGCACCAUUCAAGUGAGGCACUUGGCCCAAUUUCCAGAAAUCAUAAUCCAGAAGGACAAGGUGAUUGUGGCACACAGUAAUCAUGGCAGUGAGGCUGUCUACUCAGUGAUGGCCAUGAUGGAACACAACGGCAACUACACAUGCAAAGUGGAAGCCAGUCGGAUAUCCAAGGUCACCAGCAUCAUGGUCAACAUCACAGAGCUAUUUUCCAAGCCGAAGCUGGAAUCUCCCACCAUACGUCUGGACAAGGGUGGAAGCUUGGACUUGUGGUGCUCCAUUCCAGGAGCGCCUACAGCCAACUUCACCAUCCAGAAGGGACACACGGUUGUGUCUCAGUCUCAAAAUUUCACCAAGAUAGCCUCAAAGUGGGACAGCGGGACAUAUACCUGCACCGCAGGCAUCGGCAAGGUGGUCAAGAAAAGCAACACGGUCCAGAUAGCCGUGUGUGAAAUGCUCUCCAAGCCCAAGAUUUUUCGUGACUCCAAAUCUGAGGUGAUAAAAGGACAGGCCAUAGAAGUCAGUUGCCAAUCCAGUGACGGAACCUCGCCUAUUUUUUAUCAACUUUUUAAAGCAAAUAAUGUUUUGAAGAGUCAUAACAUGAGCUCAAAUGAGCCUGCGGUAUUCAAAGAUAACCCAACAAAGGAUGUCGAAUACUACUGUAUCGUGGAUAAUUGCCAUUCCCACACCAAAAUGGUCAGUGAAGUUCUGCGGGUCAAGGUGAUAGCCCCGGUGGAGGAGGUUAAGCUCUCUAUCCUGUUGACCGAGGUGGUGGAGACGGGGAAGCCCAUUGUGCUUCGAUGCUCCGUGAACAAUGCGUCUGGUCCAAUCACCUACACGUUUUACAGAGAAAAGGAGGGCAAGCCCUUCUACCAAAUCAUAUCGAAUGAGACCCAAGCCAUUUGGCAUGAGUCGCAGGCGAGUAAGGAGCAGGAGGGACAGUAUUAUUGCACAGCCUCCAACAGAGCCAACCUUGCCAAAAAGGUCCCCCAAAGCAACGCGCUCACAGUUAGAGUCUUUCUUUCCCCGUGGAAGAAAGGACUUAUUGCAGUGGUCAUCAUUGGAGUGAUAAUUGCUCUCUUGAUACUCGGGGCCAGAUGCUAUUUUCUGAAGAAAGCCAAGGCCAAGCAGAAUCCAGUGGCGAUGUCCAGGCCGGGAGCACCACUUCUGAACUCCAACAACGAGAAGAUGUUGUCAGAUCCCAAUACUGAAGCCAACAGACAUUACGGUUAUAGUGAAGAUGUUGGAAACCAUGCGAUGAAACCAAUCAAUGAAAAUAAAGAGCCUCUGACCUCGGACGUGGAGUACACGGAAGUGGAAGUGACCUCAUCUGAACCUCAUCAAGGUCUGGGAACAAAGGGCACGGAGACGGUGUACAGUGAAAUCCGGAAAGCUGACCCUGAUUUCGUGGAAAACAGAUAUUCUAGAACGGAAGGCUCCCUUGAUGGAACUUAGGACUGCAAGAGCAGAUGCUCCUCCCUGGGAAGACAUCCAUAUUCCAAGAAGAGCAGAUGAUUCCUGUGUUCCAAGAGCUCUGUGCACUUAUUUAUGAACCUGCCCUGCUCCCACUGAACAAAGCAAUUCCUCAGACCAAGUCACCAGUUUGUAAAUCCAUCUUACUACAGUUAUGCUGGAUAUAAAGAGAUGCAUAGGGGCUGGUUAAUUUCCAACACGGCCCACCUCUCACCAAGUUGGAGCAUCCUCAGGAGUGAAGAGCAGCAGAAGGAGGUUCAGAGUAAACAGGCCAUUGGGAUAUUUCGAAACUUGAAUAUUUUGUCUUGUACAGAGAUAAAGAACUUUUCCAAGCACCCUCAGACACAGAAACCUGUUUUUGUUUUGUAGUCAAUCACUUCUAGCGAAUGGCCUGGCUUAGAGGCUAGUUUUUCUCUUUGCCUUUGGUCCUUCAAAGGCCUGUGGUUCUGGGUAGUCUUUGUUUCUGGAAGUGCACAGCACUGACCAGACGGCUGCACCCUGUCCCCUCUAUGACCUCACCCACCACAAAUGGAAAAACAAAGCUGCUUGAGAGUGACCCCUUUAGAUGCCGACUUGAAGACAAGGUUCAUUCCGGGCAAUGCACAAAAUAGAAAAUGAAGUUGGACAAAGCACAGAUGUUCUUAAGCUGUUUUUCUAUACCCUCUCUUUCUUUUCCUCUACCUUACUGAAGGCUGAAAGACAGGAAUAUGGUGGCCUACAGCAAAUAUUGUUUUUAAUAGAAAAAUGAAAUGCCUAUUUUUCUUACUAAUUUUUUUUUAUUUAUUCUUUGCUAAAGAAAUGGUCUCCUGAGGUCUUAAGAUGUUUCUGAUCGUGUCUUGAGUGGGUGGACGAGGGGCUGUGGCCAUUUUGUGGUGGAAUUUCACUAGUGAGCACACCUAAGUGAAACCACUUCCCCUGUCCACCUCAGAGACACGGCUGCAGGGACCCUGUGGGGUGUUGUAUUAAAUAAAUUUGAUCUUUACUCUUCA